Messenger RNA from Brenthis ino (lesser marbled fritillary), 1527 nucleotides. The record is from the annotation of a GenBank genome assembly. NCBI's taxonomy places the organism in Eukaryota, Metazoa, Arthropoda, Insecta, Lepidoptera, Nymphalidae.
AUGCAUAAGCUUUCACUGUUACAAUGGAUUCAUAGUAGAAAGGGUCCGCGCACGGCGCAGCUGUCCCGCGGGUACCAGUCAGAAGGCGCUCCGCCCUCGCUGGCCCCGCGACUCCGCUCUCUUGCGAGAGGAGCAAUCAGCAAAACGCGACUCCCGCGACCACGGACCAGUCGGCAGUGGCAGUCGCCCCGCGCUCGUGCUACGCGUCACGAAGUGGUGCCAUCAAUUUGGAAAGUUGGAUUUUAUAAUAAAAUAAUGGCCUUAGCGAGGUAUCAUCAACAAUCCGCACGCGCCUCGCGAAUGAAGCUCGGGUCGGGCAGCGAGUGCGGCGGUGGGGGGUCGGGCGGCGGCGCGCCCGCUCCACAAUCGGCGCGCGUAUCCUCCAACGGUUCUGGCGGGAUGGCGGUGAGCCGCGUGCCGAGCCCGUUGCACGACGGGAACACGCCUGUAGCGGAAAAUUGGUGCUUUACACAGGUUAAAGUGGUCAAGUUCAGUUAUAUGUGGACAAUAAACAAUUUUAGUUUUUGUAGAGAAGAGAUGGGAGAAGUGUUAAAAUCAUCGACAUUCUCAGCCGGUGCUAGUGACAAAUUAAAGUGGUGUCUUCGCGUAAAUCCUAAAGGACUCGAUGAAGAGAGUAAAGACUAUUUAUCGUUAUAUUUAUUAUUAGUGUCGUGUAAUAAAUCAGAAGUUCGUGCAAAGUUUAAGUUUUCUAUAUUAAAUGCGAAAAGAGAAGAAACAAAGGCGAUGGAAUCACAACGUGCUUACAGAUUUGUUCAGGGCAAAGAUUGGGGAUUCAAAAAAUUUAUAAGAAGAGAUUUCCUAUUGGACGAAGCGAACGGACUAUUACCCGAAGACAAACUGACCAUAUUUUGUGAAGUGUCAGUUGUCGCAGACAGCAUUAAUAUUAGCGGGCAGAGUAACGUCGUUCAGUUCAAAGUCCCGGAGUGUCGCUUAUCGGACGAUUUGGGUGCGUUGUUCGACAAUGAAAGGUUCUCGGACGUCACGUUAGCAGUAGGCGGCAGGGAGUUCCAGGCGCAUAAAGCUAUAUUAGCAGCGCGGAGUCCCGUGUUUGCGGCCAUGUUCGAACACGAAAUGGAAGAAAGAAAAAGAAAUCGAGUGGACAUCACUGACGUAGACCACGAAGUGUUACGAGAAAUGUUAAGAUUUAUAUACACAGAUCGUGCGCCAAAUCUCGACAAAAUGGCAGACGAUUUAUUAGCGGCCGCAGACAAGUACGCGCUAGACAGAUUAAAGGUGAUGUGUGAAGAAGCUCUCUGCCUCAGCCUGUCGGUGGAGACGGCGGCCGACACGCUCAUACUCGCCGACCUGCAUUCUGCCGACCAACUCAAAGCGCAGACGAUAGACUUCAUUAACACGAGUCACGCGACGGACGUGAUGGACACGGCGGGCUGGAAGAACAUGAUCUCGUCGCACCCGCACCUCAUCGCCGAGGCCUUCCGCGCGCUCGCCACGCAGCAGCAGCAGAUCCCGCCCAUCGGGCCGCCGCGCAAGCGCGCCAAGCAGGCG